Messenger RNA from Patella vulgata (common limpet), 3262 nucleotides. Its product is annotated as ornithine aminotransferase, mitochondrial. The record is from RefSeq and is a predicted model, not a curated record. Gene Ontology annotation, cellular component: cytoplasm. The coding region runs from base 354 to 1649 and encodes 431 amino acids. Gene Ontology annotation, molecular function: identical protein binding; pyridoxal phosphate binding; L-ornithine transaminase activity. NCBI's taxonomy places the organism in Eukaryota, Metazoa, Mollusca, Gastropoda, Patellidae. The transcript has 9 exons.
UGUAAAAAUUUAAACAUGGACUCUACUAUACUCCUCAUACGCCCGGUCAUAGCAUUGAUAUAACAUGAACACGUGUCCAUAGAUCAGAUUAUUUGUUGACUGUCUCGGUCGGUGAACUGAAGUCGAUUUUGUUUCACGCUCUGAGACACAAACACUCUCAACAGGAUCUACCUAGUACUACCCAUAGGCCAUGCGUUUUAUUUUACAUGCUCUAGUUCUUCGAAUGAAAAGUGUGACCAGAACUAGGGUAUAAAUUAUCAGGUUUUAAAAUCGGGAAUAAAGUCGAUUGAAGAAACAGAUUUUAUGUUAACAAAUUAAUACAUUUGAAUUAAGAUAUCAAACAGUCCAAGAAAAUGUUGAGCCGGUUUAUUCAACCUUUAUCCUUAGCUUCCAAACAGAUUGCUAGAGCUUCUUAUUCCCAAAGUUCAGCAGCAGUCAAAAUAGGUGCCAAAUCUGAUGCAGUGUUUGCAAGAGAAGACAAAUAUGGAGCCCAUAACUAUGGUCCACUACCUGUAGCUCUUUGUCGUGGUGAAGGAGUACAUGUUUGGGAUGUUGAUGGAAAUAAGUAUUAUGAUUUUCUCAGUGCUUAUAGUGCAGUUAAUCAAGGUCAUUGCCAUCCAAAAAUAAUUAAAGCUUUAAAAGAUCAAGCAGAUGUAUUUACCUUGUCAUCAAGAGCAUUCUAUAAUAAUUUACUAGGAGAAUAUGCUGAAUAUAUCACUGGUUUAUUUAAGUAUGAUAAAGUUCUACCCAUGAAUACAGGUGUAGAAGGAGGUGAAACAGCAUGUAAAUUAGCCAGGAAGUGGGGAUAUAGUGUAAAGAAAAUACCUGACAAUAAAGCUAAGAUUAUAUUUGCUGAUGGUAACUUCUGGGGUCGAACAUUAGCUGCCAUUUCUAGUUCUACCGAUCCGUCAAGUUAUUCAGGUUUCGGACCGUUUAUGCCAGGAUAUGUUGUAGUACCAUAUAAUGAUUUAUCUGCUCUUGAGAAAGAAUUAAAGGAUAAAAAUGUAUGUGCAUUUAUGGUUGAACCUAUACAAGGUGAAGCAGGUGUUGUUGUACCAGAUGCAGGUUAUCUGACUAAAGUAAGAGAACUCUGUUCUAAAUACAACGUUCUGUUUAUAGCAGACGAAGUUCAGACUGGUCUGGCUAGAACAGGAAGACGUCUUUGCUGUGACCAUGAAAAUGUACGUCCUGAUAUAGUUAUCCUGGGUAAAGCUCUGUCUGGUGGUGUUCUUCCAGUGUCUGCUAUAUUAGCUGAUGAUGAGGUCAUGUUAACUAUAAAACCAGGUGAACAUGGCUCAACAUUUGGUGGAAAUCCCUUGGCUUGUAGUGUUGCUAUGGCUGCCCUACAGGUUUUGGAAGAAGAAAAACUAGCAGAAAAUGCUGAAAAUUUAGGGCAGUUUUUAAGAUCUGAGUUAGCUACUCUACCUAAAGAUGUUGUUAGUGUUGUUCGAGGAAAAGGAUUGUUAAAUGCUAUUGUUAUCAAUCCUAAGUUUGAUGCGUGGGAAGUUUGUGUUAAACUACGUGAUAAUGGUUUACUGGCUAAACCAACUCAUGGGGAUAUUAUACGAUUUGCUCCGCCACUCAACAUCAACAAAUCUCAACUAGAAGAAUGUAUUAAAAUCAUCAAACAAACUAUUCUCUCAUUUUAAAUAUACAACUAUUACCCUUUAAGACGUCAGUGUGUAACUAAUUAUAUUGUGUUCAGAUCUGUACUUAAAAAUAAGAAUUAUGUACUUAUGUCUGGCAACAAAUUCAUUAUUAUAUUUAAUUCUGAUAUUUUGUAGGUGAAAACUGAUAGUGUUUUGUUAAUUGAAAAACUACAAUAAAAUCAGUAAUAACACUUUUUAUAUCUGAGUAAUGUACAAUAAUAUCAGUACUAUAUAAAUUUGAAAUCUGGGAAUUCUAAAAAUUUGCAUAUUUGAACUCAAAACUAAUAAAUAUAGAAAGUGUGAUACAAAUUAGAUACAAAUACAAAUUGAAACAAUGAACUGAAUGUUAAUGAAUUGAUCCUUGGUGUAGGAUAUGUGAAUGUCAUUUAACUCUGUCCUUUUUGAUUAUGCUUUGGUGAUUUUGUGUUAAAAUGGCUGUAUUGUCUAAUACUCUCACAGAUAGUGUAUAUUUUCUUUAUUUUGAUAGAUAUAUACUGAAAUCUAUUUUCUAUAUAUAAAUAAUAUAUCCCUUAUAUACAAAUUUGGUUGAUGCUUUAUAUAUACACAUGUAAGCUUUAAUAUACAAUUUAAUAAACUUAUUAAUACUGAUAUUUUACAAAUAAUAUUACACAUUUGUGUAAUUAAAUGUUUUAUACAUAAAUUUACAUUAUCUUUUUCUCUCUUAAUUAGAUUUCCGUGAUUGAUCAAAAUAUUUGAGAUGUACAAGUAUUAUUCACAAUACUGCAUAGUUUAUUAUUAUUAAAAUAUCUCUGAUUGUUUCUAUAUAUUCUUUUCAAAAUCUAAAUGGGUGAAGGUGGGGGAUGGCCGAAUGGUGUGUGUGUGCUGUGUCAUAAGGUCUGUCAUUGAGUCAACCGGCGUGGUUUUCAUUCCCUGGUUGUACGUGACAAGGAGUAGGGUCGCCUGUCCAACCUCGUGGGUUUUAUUGAAAUAAAAUUGAACCAUAUGUUAGUCCCGAAAUGACCUAGUUUGUGUUGAGUGUACCAUGGACCUUAAACCUCUCUCUUUUGCAAACUUUUCAGCUUUAAUGAGAAUGUGUGGCUUUUCUUUACUUUUCUUUGUAACUCAACCAUUUUUCGAGUGUUAAGCAAGCAAAAUACUCAAAAUCCUUAUCUUAAUUGUUAUAGAGAUGUGUGUGUGUGUGUGUGUGUCCUGGAUAACUGCUAGGAUUUUAUUAUUAUUGUGAUACAUGUAAUCCCAAACUGUUGGUUGAUCUCUUAGGAAGGGAAGCUUCCACUUGAAGUGGUUUUUUUUACCUCCAAAAACCUAUUUAUGUAAACCUAUUUCUUGCAUUGUUAGACAGUGUAUUUGACCUUUUCUAGAAGACCUUAUUUUACUCAGAAAUUUAACUUGCUGAACAAUGUUUUUAUUAUUUUUUUUGUUUCAUUAUUUCUUUUAGUUAAUUAGUUAUAUGAAUGAAAUAAAUUGGGGAACAUGUUGAAAGAAAACCAUAUCAUACUACUAAAGUUGUUGAAUAGAUAAUAGUGCUAUUUUUGUUAAAUUGUUAUGAUUACCAAAUGAUUAAUAUAAUUAUAAAUAGUGUUCUUUUGUUGAACUAAAAGUAUUAUUUGUAUUAAUAUAUCAAUACAUAUAUA